Messenger RNA from Arthroderma uncinatum, 1854 nucleotides. RefSeq lists its product as uncharacterized. Bases 1 to 1854 code for a protein of 617 amino acids. Lineage: Eukaryota; Fungi; Ascomycota; Eurotiomycetes; Onygenales; Arthrodermataceae. The record is from RefSeq and is a predicted model, not a curated record. The transcript has a single exon.
AUGCUACCGCCGAAUAUCGUUCGGCUUUUGCUCCUGCAGUCAUGCGCUGCUGCUCUCGCGACCGAGCCUCCCACACAUUCUCUAUCCUCUCGCUCCGGCGCGUGUUCCGGACAACUCCACGACUGUCUAGGCCAUGAAGACUCGCAACUAUCGCACAGACCAAACCAUCUUGGGAUAUGGGGAGAAGUUUUAAGAUGGAAGAGAGCUGGUGACGGUGGUGGUGGAGGAGGAGGAGGAGGAGGCAAAGGAGGAGGUGGUCCGGGAGGUGGUCCAGGAGGUAAUCCAGGAGGUAAUCCAGGAGGUAACCCAGGUGGUGGUCCAGGAGGAAAUCCAGGAGGCAAUCCAGGAGGCAAUUCAGGAGGUAAUCCGAAUGGUAAUCCAGGAGGUGGUCCAGGAGGAAAUCGAGAGAAAGGAAAGCCUCCAGGUGGUCCCCCUAAUGGCGGCCCUCCUCAGAAAGGAGGCAAAAACAAUGACGGAGAUGGAAAGAAAGACAACAGUGACAGUGACCGCAAUCGCCCGCCUGGUCGGCCACCUAACCCAGACAACGAUGACCGCGACGGCAAUAAAGGCGACAAAGACAAUAAAGGCGGCAAAGACGAUAAAGACAAAGACAAAGACAAAGACAAAGACCACAAGCCAAACGACGGAGAUAACCGUCCUCCCAGGCCUCCACAGAAUGAUCCUCCUCCAUCAGAUCCAACACAGCGACCAGAUCCGCAACAGGACCCUCCUCCAACGCGGCCUCCUACGCAAGAUGAACCUGUGCCUUCAAGGGGCCCUGACCCGACAUCUUCUCCCCCGCGGGAGACCCCAAAGGAAGGCGAGCCCGCAACGCGCCCGCCUGAGCAAGGAACCCCCCAGCCGACCAACACAGACCCUCCCACGUCGCAGCCUGCAUCGUCAGAUUCAGGCAAUACCCCAAAGCCAACUGAGCCCUCUACUCCCACCAACGAUCCCAAGUCACCUUCUUCCCAGAACUCAUCAUCCCCAGAGCCAUCAGGGUCAUCAGAAUCACCUAAGGCGCCGGAGCAAACUUCACCACCUGCAGGGCUACCAGCUGAAUCCUCCAGUCCCUCAUUAACCGCUUCAGCAUCAUCGUCAGCUGCUUCGGCUUCUUCCACCACUACCCCAGGCGCUGCUAAAUCGAAAGGUAGCGGCCUUAGCAAAGGUGGCGUUGCUGCAGGCGCUGUCUUCGGCGGAUUCGUCGUUAUCUCCCUGGUUUUCCUCACAUUCGUAUAUUACAAGAGAUGGAAACAUGCCAGAGAGAACCAGAAUGACGGGCAAUCCAGCAGACGUCUAUCCCCGUUCCCUCCCACCCCGCCCAUGGGCGAUGUCCAACAUACCCAAGCUGGAAUUGUCGACCACAAUGACUCUGUGGGAUACGACCAUAAUAUGAACCCAUUUGGGGUCUUGUCAAGCCCACAACAAGGGGACGCAUAUCCCCAAAACAUCGAGGAGAAGGGCCUCCACUAUCCUUCAUACCCUUCACACCAAGAUGCCACCUAUCAGGCAUCUUUAAACCAAUCUUCCCAAGCUGAACUACAUUUCCCUCAGGGCAAUAUGGGCAAUAACAUGCAAUCCACGUCACUCCUUGCUUCAGGCGAGCACCAGCACCAAUAUCAUGCCUACUCUCCAAGCUACAUGGACGAUGAAAAGGCUGCGUAUCAUGCAGUCGGAGCACCCGGUCUUGUGGCAUUGCCGGAAUCCUCGCAGGAAAAUCUACACAAUCCGUCAGACAAUUACCGGCGUCCCAUUCCAAAGAGAUAUAGUGCCGUCAAUUCGCAUCAAGCUGCACGAAACAGCCUUCGGCAAGUAACAAACCGGAACAGUACUGUGUACCCCGGAAGUUCAUAA